Molecule: messenger RNA, 4389 nt
Organism: Microdochium trichocladiopsis
Lineage: Eukaryota; Fungi; Ascomycota; Sordariomycetes; Xylariales; Microdochiaceae
Exons: 4
Coding region: 1-4389 (1462 amino acids)
Source: RefSeq, a predicted model, not a curated record
AUGGCCGCUGCAAUGCCGCACAUGGGUGGAGGUGGUGCAGGAGGAGCUGGCAUGAGAGUCGCGCGUCCCCCCCAGCAGCAGCUGUCGACCAUCAUUUAUCAGCAGCAGAUCCAGAACCGGCCGGCCACCAAUGGAUGGCAGAACCAAGUCUCAGACAACCAGCGGUUGUCACAAACUGGAGCUCUAAUCAGCAGCUCUUUCCUUGCCAUGCCACAGCAUGAUACCCACUCUCUCUUGCAACACGGUCUCAAUUUCGAGCGAGAGGCAUUUCUCAACUCUCCAGACAAGGUAACCUAUGAAGCCAAGCUCAGUGGCAGGAUCCAGGAGUUAUACCGAAAGCGCCAGCAAAACGAGCAGGGUCUACAGAACAGUCUCAACGCCCAAGCCGCGGUCCAAGCUCAGGCCCAAGCACAAGCACAGGCUCAACUGCUCAUGCAGCAGCAGAAUCCAAUGCAAAUGGGACGAGGCCUCGGACAGCCCCAGCAAGGGUUCGCGCAUUUGCAGCAGCAGAUGCAGGCUGCUCAGAUGCCUCAGCAACAACAGCAGCAAACCCAACAGCCUCAGCAACAGGCCGUCAUGGGCAUGAACAAUGCGGCACUAGCAGGCAUGAACCCUAACCAGCAAGCGUUGCAGAUGGGUGGGCCUGGUCAGAUGCGGCCGCCGAACGGAUUCCAAAUGACUCUUGCCAGCAUCCCACCACAGGACCGGUCCAGAGUGCAUCAAAUGGCAGUGGCCAAGCUCAACUCGACCUCCGAAGCACAACGGAAUCAUCUCAGAAUGGUGCUACAACAACGAAUGAGCCCACAACAGAUGGCGCAGCUUCAAGGAGUUGGGAUGGAUCCUCUACUAUACUUCUUCCAGACACAAAUCAUACAGAGCAUGCGGGCAGCUGCGGGCGGGAAUGCAGGCGCCAACGCGACGCCUAUGACGAUGCAAACAUCUCAGCCCGGAGCUCAGCCACAACAGCUCCAACAAUUACAGCAACAGCAACAGGCUCAGCAGCAGUUGCAGCAGCAACAAGCACAGAGACAGAUGGGCCAGCAGCAGCAGCAGAUCCCCGGUCCAAAUGGAGAAUUCGGACCAUUCACAACGGAAAGCAUAAUGAGCCAGCAAAAGGCGGGACUCAUCGCGCAAGAAAAUGGACAGAUGGUGGUUCCCGGGAAUCCGCAGAAAACACCACAGCCCAUGGGCAGCAAUAUGGGGGGACCCAACGCAGCGAGCAACCAGGGCGCUCGACCUCAACAAAUGCAACAGCAGCAGCAGCAGCAACAACAGCAACAGCAACAGUUUAUGAACCAGGCUCAGCUAAAGAUGGACCAAGCCGCUGCGCAAUCACAAGCACAAAUCAGGGCCCAAGCCCAAAAGCAAAUGCAGGGUCAAGCUGGAGUGCCAAACAACCAGACAGUCGUCUCACAAGGUCAGGGGAUGAACACUCUCAACGCCCCGGUCCGUCAAGGGCAAACGCCCCUUGGUCAGAACAAUGCUGCUUCUGGGCUUGGGUUUAAUCCGCAGUUCGGCAACCAGCAGCAGCAGCAACCUAUGAACCAGAUGAACCGCCAACAGAUUCUAGCUCAGUUCAUGUCAACACUGCCACCAGAAAAGCGCCAACAGCUCCAAACUAUGCCUCCUGAAAAGCUCAACGAGAUCCUUGUGCAAUACGUCCGCAGCAUGCAGGCUCGGAAUCAUGCCGCCGCUGCGGCUGCAGUCGCUGCACAGUCGGGGCAACCAGCGCCGCCCAACCCCAUCACUGCCUUCCCUCAGGCUGGCAACAAUGUUGCACCUCCCAACGUCACCAACGCCAUGAACGCCCAGAACCAGGCUCUUCUCCUGCAGCGCUUGAGGAAUAGCGCGGGCCAAGCCGGCCGGACCCCGCCGCAGGCCAUGACGGUGAUGGACAGCAUGGAUGUUCCAGUCAAGAUAAUGGAACAGAUUCGGAGCACCAUGGCAUCGGCAUUGCCCACCGAGAUCAAGAAGUGGGCCCAGCUCAAGCAGUGGCUGACGCAAAACAAUGCAUCUCAGACGGUAAUCCAGCAGCUUGGCAACUACCAGACGGCUCAAUUCCAAGCCGUAAUGAAGCAGCAGCAGCACCGAGCUCAGAUUAGUGCUUUGCAACAAAACAACAUGCCAGCUCAACCUGCUGCUGUCGGUCCUGGAGCCCCAGGUCUGGUGCAGCAACCUCCGAUGAAUCCCGGCAUGCCUGGGACUACAGGUCCUCAGCCCGUCAUCACCCCCCAGGAGAUGCAAAAUGCCAAGAAUCACGAACGUUUCAAAGGUUGGCCGGAAGAGCGCAUCAGACAGAUGCUCAUACAUAUGAAGAUGCGCGGCAAAGCCCAACCAGGCCAGAACCAGGCAGCUGUGCCUGGAGCUCAACAGGCUCUGAUGCCCGGGCAAAACCAAGUGCCUCCGGUCAGCAAUGUCGGGCCUCAGGCGCAGCCUCCUGCAUCGACUGCCAACGCACCGAUGCCUGCGGGUCCCCCCAAGAAUAACAAGCAGGCUGCGAAUAGUCGUCCCCAGCCAAACGUUUCGCCCGCACCACCGCAGAAGAACCCACUGAAGCGGCCAAGCACUGACGACAUGACUGAUGCCAGCUCUGCGACAAGUUCAGUGGUCCAGCGACCAGCAAGUCAACAGCAGCAACCCGCAAGCGCUUCUAAUCUUCCUCUAGGAGGGCUUCCCAACCUCACACCUCAGCAACUCGCUGCGAUGGGCCCGGAAAGCAGAGCCAAGUACGAAGCAAUGCUGCGAAGUCGUCAGCAGCAGAAUCCGGCUUCUAACGCAGCCCAGAAUCAGGCGCCGACGCAGACACAAGAGGAUGCGGCGCAUCUUCGUGCCAUGGGCUUUGAGGAAUAUCAGCUCUUCUCCAAUGUACAACUGCAGGAUAUUCCUAUGACCCCACAAGAACACCAAGAGUUGGGCGCCAAGCUUCAGCACAUCACUGUUGAAAUGGGCCGACUGGGUAAGGCUCUGAUCCGCUGGUACAGUCUUACCCGCGAUGAUGCACGUGCUAGGAUGUUCUUCAAGCAGCGGAACCGACUACUGCGGCAAUUUACUGAUGACAAGAUGACGACCUUGAGAGACACAUUUUCCAUCAAGUCUGAGGAUGUGGACAGUAUUCGAGGCAUGCUGGAAAGCAUGGCGAAGGACUUGGCUGCUUCAUAUCCUCAAGCGCUGAAGAAGAAUGCCAGCCAACAGAAUUUGCCGGACACGACAUCGCAGCAAGCUGCCCAAGCUUCCGUGACUGCGCCAAAUAACGACAAGCCAGCACAGCAGGCAGCUUCUGGACCUCCGAAAGCGCAUGGGCGAACAGCAAGCAAGAGUGGUCAGCCUCCACCACCACCGACAACAGCGCAGCCACCGUUUCCUAUCGGUGCGCAGUCUCCGGCUGGUCAACCGACGUAUAUCGGGAAGCCGACUGUGACUCAGGACAACCUUCAGCUGCCAGCAAAGAAGAGGGCGAAGAUGACGGCAAGUGGAGCCAACUCUGCCACACAAAGUAACAGCUCGUCACCUCAGGUGUCGAAGCAGACCUCGGCGGAAAUGGUCAAGAAGGCAACGCCUGCGGAAGUCAAGGCGCCGGCGAAGCCGCACUUUUCCUGCCCUCACAAGGGAUGCGAGUCAAACAUCGUGGGAUUUGCGUCUGAGGAAGCUCGACGACAGCAUGUAGACGAGGAGCACACCAAGCCAUAUCAGGAUCCCUUCAAAUUCGCAGCGGAUAAUCUUGCUACGGUGCUUGGUAUUGAUGCCGAUGGACAGCCCAAGGGCGCCGGGGUGGAUGGCGCCAAACAGGCCCAAACCCCUGCAGGAACUCCUGCCUCGCAAUCCUCAACGAUGAUGAGACAGGGAAGUACGGCAGGGCCGAAAUCUGGCGACUUGAUGAAGAACAUUGCUGCUCGAAACGGAUCGUCCAAGACAAACCAAGGGACGAAUGGUAUUGUCGACACAACACAGAUGGACACACAGGCAAUGGAUCAGUCCUGGUCAGCAGCGACGAUCGACCCGCAAGAUCUCUUCUCGACCCUGGGACUCCUCGAGAGUGGUGGCGGUGGCGCCAUUUCCAACAUGAGCGUGUAUCGGUCCAUUACGCCUAAUGACACGCCCGACUCGAGCACAAGCAAGGAGAGCACCGCGUCGGAUCCAAGCAGUGAUGUUUCAGAAGGUGUCGCGCUCAAUGUCACGCUGGACAUGGGCUUUGACACGUGGACGCCCUUUGGUGGCGAUCAGUACAUGAACCUCGACGCAACCGAUGUCGACACUAUGAUGCAGAUGAGCAACGGACAAGGAUUUGGAAACGACGAGUUUGCGGAGUUCACGAAUUGGGAUGAUGUUUCGUUGGAUGCUGGCAAGCCCUUUACGCUUGACGCGUCUUUGUAUUCACUUGACACGACGUGA